AGCGUCUUGGAAAGCGGUCUGCGGCUAGACGCUGAGGGCGCCCGAGUGGGCGCAGGGGCGGCUAGGCGCUCGGGCAGCGGAAGGCACGGGGGAGGCGGCGCGCGGGGCCCCCAGGGGCGCGCCGAGAUGUUCGACAGCUCGCAGUACCCCUACAACUGCUUCAACUACGACGCUGACGACUACCCGGCCGGCAGCUCAGACGAGGAGAGGCGCGGUGCGAGGCCCGCGUACAGCUACAUCGCGCUGAUCGCCAUGGCCAUCCAGCAGAGUCCCACGGGCAGGGUGACCCUGUCGGGCAUCUACGACUUCAUCAUGCGCAAGUUCCCCUACUACCGCUCCAACCAGCGCGCCUGGCAGAACUCCAUCCGCCACAACCUGUCGCUCAACAGCUGCUUCGUCAAGGUGCCGCGGGCCGCGGGCCAGGAGAAGGGCAAAGGGAACUACUGGACGUUCGCCGGCGGCUGCGAGUCUCUGCUGGACCUCUUCGAGAACGGCAACUACCGGCGGCGGCGGCGGCGGCGCGGCCCCAAGCGCGAGGGCGCGCGGGGAGCACGCGCGGGGGCCGCUCCUGGACCGGGAUCCGCGGGGCCUCCGGAACCCACCCGCCGCGAGGGUCCGGACCCCGAGGGCCCGUCCACGGUGGGGAAGGACGGUCCCAGGGACAUCAAGUUCAGCAUCGACUACAUCCUCUCUGCCCCGGGCCCCUUUCCCAGGCUCAGGCGGCCCUGCGGUCCCCAGGAAAGUGGGUACCCCCAGCUGGAGGCCCAGCCGAUGAACGUCCACUUUUGGACAAUGUGAGAGGUGGAGGUGGGGCUGUGUCCCCGGGGGCUCUUCGGAUCCAGCCCCUCCUGGAUCAGAUCUUGAGGACACGCACUGCUGACUCGGUCCAGGGCCAUGGCACCAAGUCUACCCAAAAGUGCUCACUGCUGCCAUGGCUUCCUCUUCUGGAACAAAGUCUGCUGGCUCUACAGUGACUCCUGGGUGACACUUGGACAUCUGCCCUAAAUUUCGGGUGGCAGUGGCCCCACCCCAGGGCUAUGGAGGCAGUAGUGACUUUACUCCCCGAGAUGUCACAAGCAGAGCUGCAGGGAGAAGCUGAAAGGGGCAUCGCCCCUGGACAGGAAGGCAGCCCCGGCCAGUCCACCCCGAUCAACCUGCCCUGGCAUGUCUGUGUCCCUGUUACAGGUGAUGUGACUUGAAGUGACAAUUGUGUUGUAAGCGGCGUUUUUGGUCAUGGUUUAAGAAGUGUCGUACAUUGUUUGUGUCCAGAACAGGAGGGAGGACAGAGGGACAACGGGCAGGAGAUUCCAAAGUCAGGCUGGUGUGAGGGCAAAGGGGACUCUCCUGGAUCUGAGCGGGAACUAGGAUGCCCGGGCCCCCCAUGUGCACCUGGGUUCCCCUGUUGGGAGGCCACUGCAAGCCUGAGGUGGGGGCUCCAGCUGAAAUGUCUGGUUCAGUUCCUGUGCAGUCGGGCGUCUAGGGAACCCAGAGAGGCACUGAUGACUCUGGAACCAAGCUUAUCACUUUUCUGCAGAGUUAAUUGCUUCCUGUGACUUAAUUGGAACAUUAGUACGGAUUACACAAUCUGAUUCACUCGGAGACAAUGAUUGGCUACUUUUUUAAACAGCGAAAACAUAUCCGCCGACCAUCUGGGCUGUGCUGCGGGACUCUUGGGAGUGGGAUGGGCAGCAGGGCCACCGAGAACUGUUUCUGAGUGUGGGGAGGAUGAAGUGCUCCUGGGCUAGCCUGGUCACCAUAUGAUGAACAGGGCCACCAACAUGCCCAUCCCUCCUAGAGGCCAGCGCAGGGAGACCCACUGCCAAAGCAUCUGCCAGGGAGGCACCGCAGAGCUGUCGGCUCACUGCCCAUGGGCACACGCUGACCCUGACCCCAGCUGUGAUCUGGUGGGCACCAGCCCUGGAUGCUGGGCCCUGGCCCCCUUCCCCAUCUGUCAGAGGCGACUGAGGGUGCAUGUGUGGCCCUGGGGUCAGCCUCCCAGCUUCCCUGGUACUGCAGCUCAUCUGGACUCAAAGGAGCACAUGACACAAAGGCCUUGUUCCGGGGCACUUUGUCUGCCACCUCAAGAUCAUACCAGAAAGGAUUCGGGACGGAGCAGAUCACGGAGUACCCAAAUAAGCAAAUAAAUGUCACACUUGAUCUUUUGUGUCCCUGCUCUGUCCCCACGGCUCUCUUCCUGGGCCAGCCCUGCAGGAGAACAGGGAUCUUUGCCCUGUCCUGACAGUGUUUGGGAUCCGGCCUCCGGGAAGGACGGCAUGGAAGGAGGCAGGUUCUUACUGGAGUGCCACCACCCCCCAAGUUCCUGGGCAAAUGCCUACGGCCUCAGCGUCUCGGAGGGUGGCACAGGCGGGCGAGAGCCAUGUACCAUGAGGUGUAACAUUGGUUUGCAAGGGAUAUCAAUCAUGUUCUCAAAGCAAAGGGACAUUUCCAAUUUGCCCGCAUGCAGUACCCAGCGACUCAGAAGGCUGCAGCCCCGGGAGUGAGUGGCAUCUAAUACCAGCUACAUAACAGGGGUGAGGGCUGCCUCUGACCUAUUCAAAUGUCGCUGCCAACAC
This is a messenger RNA of Sorex araneus (European shrew), 2573 nucleotides long. It is a transcript of the gene FOXL3, whose product is annotated as forkhead box L3. The transcript has 3 exons. The record is from RefSeq and is a predicted model, not a curated record. Gene Ontology annotation, molecular function: DNA-binding transcription factor activity, RNA polymerase II-specific; RNA polymerase II cis-regulatory region sequence-specific DNA binding. Bases 127 to 798 code for a protein of 223 amino acids. NCBI's taxonomy places the organism in Eukaryota, Metazoa, Chordata, Mammalia, Eulipotyphla, Soricidae. Gene Ontology annotation, biological process: anatomical structure morphogenesis; cell differentiation; regulation of transcription by RNA polymerase II.